This is a messenger RNA of Clupea harengus (Atlantic herring), 2734 nucleotides long. It is a transcript of the gene mtnr1al, whose product is annotated as melatonin receptor type 1A like. Gene Ontology annotation, biological process: G protein-coupled receptor signaling pathway. Gene Ontology annotation, molecular function: melatonin receptor activity. Gene Ontology annotation, cellular component: plasma membrane. Lineage: Eukaryota; Metazoa; Chordata; Actinopteri; Clupeiformes; Clupeidae. The record is from RefSeq and is a predicted model, not a curated record.
GUAUUAUUGCAAAGCAGUUUACAGUAAUUUCACAGGUGAACGGAUUUCGUGAACUGCAUGGUCAAAGGUUCCUCGAAGUGAAACCGAAGUGGAAGUGGCGCAGCGGUGGCAACUGGGUCCUGCUUGACCGAUGCGCGCACAUCAGGUGAAUCACAGAUAUGUUACAAGAGGCAGCGGUGACGACGGAGCCUCUCCAAUUCGUUUGCUGCGCACCAGCGGGAGAGUCUAUACCAGGUGCAGUGAAACAUUUAUGUGGAAAGGAGACGGAACUCAGACACAUUAGCAGGACAGCACAUGCACUACUGUCUGAUAGAAGAUCAACUUUAUAAGUUUGUGUUUUGAUGUUUAUCUCCAUGGCAUUUCUGAGACCGUGGAGACUAUCGACGAGAUGCUGUGAAUGAAACAUAAGGCGUAUGAAUUUGGAAGAAAUUUAUGAAUGGUUGACUGAGAGCUAUUUUACAGCUCGGGAGGUUGUUUCAUGAUUAAACUAGGUUGCUGGAUUGAAAACAUCGCAGAAAAUCGGCGUUUGGUAACAACCGCAGCAGAGAUCUCUCUCAAGGAUACAGUGAUCGGUACAUCCCAUUUUAACAUGAUUUUUUUUUUUUUUUUUACAUCAAUCUCAAUUUGCUUAAUAAAUGAAAAUACAUUUAUCUCAAACAAGUUAACAGAAAUACGGAAAAAAAAUAAACUGCAUUAGAUGUGUGUUGUAAUAGGCGAAUGAUGGCAAGUACCAGGGAUCAUCUCAUGAUGAAUUUUUGAAACUUCUGCUCUGGAAUGGUUGGCUAUAUUUCAUCAGGCAGGUGCGUGUGGCAGAUGAGGUUUUUGGCAACUACAUAAACUCAACGCGUCUGCACGGAACAACAACAAUGAUCGGACCGAGGGGCAUCUGAGUCUGGGAAUUAAAUACUGCAUGCAUUCCAUAGAAGGUAGGCUGCCCUCUGGAUGCAAGUGGUACGGAGGACUGAGCUACUUGCAAGUGUCCCAUGGAUCGCUAUAUGAAGGGAGCAUGGUAGAGGGAACCGAUCCCCCUUUGAGGAACACUUCCUCCCAAGAAGGGGGCAAAGGAGAGCUCCACUUUCCCUGGGUCGCCACCACUCUGGCCAGUGUGCUCAUCACCACCAUUGUUGUGGACAUCCUUGGCAACCUGUUGGUCAUCAUCUCAGUGUUCAGAAACCGGAAACUUAGGAAAGCAGGAAAUGCCUUUGUGGUGAGUCUGGCAAUAGCAGACCUUCUGGUGGCUGUGUACCCCUACCCGCUUGUGCUGUCGGCCAUCUUCCACGACGGCUGGAUCGCCGGGAGCAUCCACUGCCAGAUCAGCGGCUUCCUGAUUGGCCUCAGUGUGAUCGGCUCCAUCUUCAACAUCACCGGCAUCGCCAUCAACCGCUACUGCUACAUCUGCCACAGCCUCAAGUACGACAAGGUCUUCUCCAACAAGAACACCGUGUGCUACGUAGUGCUGGUGUGGGUGCUCACCAUCCUGGCCAUCGUGCCCAACUGGUUCGUGGAGUCCCUGCAGUACGACCCGCGCGUCUACUCCUGCACGUUCGCCCAGUCGGUCAGCUCGCUCUACACCAUCACGGUGGUGGUGGUGCACUUCAUCCUGCCCAUCGCCAUCGUGUCGUACUGCUACCUGCGCAUCUGGAUCCUGGUCAUCCAGGUGCGCCGCCGCGUCAAACCAGACAGCCGGCCCAAGUUCAAACCGCACGACCUACGCAACUUCCUGACCAUGUUCGUGGUCUUCGUGCUGUUCGCCGUGUGUUGGGCGCCGCUCAAUCUCAUCGGCCUUGCCGUGGCCAUAAACCCACGCCUGGGUCAGGCUAUCCCUGAGUGGCUCUUCAUUGCCAGCUACUUCAUGGCGUACUUCAACAGCUGUUUAAACGCCGUCAUCUACGGCGUGCUCAACCAUAACUUCCGCAAGGAGUACAAAAGGAUUAUACUAGCCAUUUUUAAAUUCCAGUGUUAAAAAAGCCUUUUAUAUUAUUGUUAUUGAUAUUAUUAUUCCACAAGGAUAUUAUGAAGAGACAUUCACUUUGUGGCUGUAGGAAUGUUUGUUUGAGGGGGAAUGAAGAGUAUCAAUCUCACUGUGAGUGGGGCAUCAGUUUUACAGGUCACUGAGAGUUUCACUGUCACUUUUCCUUUGGUCAGGCUGCUAAUAUUACUUUUUUAUUCAGGAGGCUUGAAGUGCUUUUUGAAUUAUGAACUUUCUUUAAUGGCAAUGGCAAUCUUUUGCCUGGCUUUAUAUAUUUGCACUGAAGGGUCUUAUGAAAGAGAAAGUUAAUUUUCCCAAUUGGCUGGAAAGGCCUUUCUGUCCAGUGUAACACACAGUGAUGAAGGCAAUGUGUCUGAAGAGUUAUUACUGCAGUAAUACCAUUGUAUUUGGCAAAAAGGAAGAUUUUUACCAGUGUUUUCCACAUGCAGCCUCAUGUGUAAAUGAAAUGAUAUACCAUGGCUCUUGCAUGUUUGAUCUAACUAGUGGUGACAAAGCACCAGGAGUACCAGGAACUCUCAUUUUGCCCCAAAGAUAAUUGACUUUUGGCAGCAACUGAUGUUAUUUUAGAGGGUAGUGCAAGGAUCAACCAUUAUGAGACCAUUUUUCUUAAAGAGGACCUAUUAUGCUUUUCCGGUUUCCCCCUUUCCUUUAUGCCUAGUCCACACGUACAUGGGUAUUUCUUUUAACUGAUAUUUAGCCCCCCUGUUAAAAAAACAUCGCAUGACACAUCUCACAAAAACAACU